AUGGGAAUGAUCCUUCCUCAUGAUUCACUUUCUGGACUGCCAGAAUUCAUAGCAAUUACCCAUAUGAUUGUUCACAAGGACAAGUUGCUUUUUGUUGUAAGAAAGCUUUGCAGUUGGCACCAGGAACACUACCGAGCCUAUGAACUGAAAGUGUGUCCCACAAAGGCUAUUGAUGGACUGGUGGACUACAGAGUCAUAAUGGCAGUUAAAACUGUUAGACUGCUUGUUAUCCUAAAAGAAGACAGUAGCAUUCGAAUGGACCUUGAAAAUGGUAUCCCUGACAAUGUUGAACAGUUAAUUGAAGAGGUGAAGAAUUCAUGUGGACUCGAAGAAAAUUUAAGGCUGCAGUAUAAGGACAUGGAUUUUGAAAUUUUGAGAACACAGCAAUGGCCAAGAGAGUUUCCCAUCCCUGUUUUCUCCAACAACACUGAAUGCCAACUGGAAAAGGGAAAUGCUGAAUACAGCAAAAGUCAGACUAGACUGAAUCCCAGUCCAAAAGUACUAUCCGAUAUACUAGAUAAAGUGGCUGAAGAAAUCUACAAAUACAAAGCUUAUCCUACUGAUGCUGACUUUAGUGAUGUUGCAAAGGCACUGACACAGAAACACCCUUGCUUAAGAGAGCCAGGCUCUUUCAACGAGAACUAUGGUUGGAAGCAAAGAUUUAAAUACAAGAUGGGUAAUAAUCGUACUCUGCUUCGUUCAAAUUGCUCAUCACCCGAGCUCAUAAUGAAUUCUCUGAAACAUAUAUCUCACGAUGACUCCCUCCCAACAAUGAACAUAAAGAGAGCAAAAAGAGCUGAUGCUAACCACUAUCCCUCACUCCCCACUGGUAAAACUCCAGACAGCCUGGAGGAACAGAGAAUAUCUCUGCUGAAUGAGGUAAAAAAGAAAAAGAAUGGAAAUACAAUAAAGAUGAUGAUGGCCAAGACAUUCAGGUACAGGAGACAGGAAAUUGUGGGUAAACUGCCCAGGACUGAGAAUGUUGUUGAGAGAUGGCCAACACUUUUUCAGGUGGAUGAGAUCAAUGCAGAGUUUAUUCGGAUUACAACAGUUCCUCUGCAAGUGAGAUUCAUCUCUCAAUCUGACACAUACUCUAGUCAGCUACUGGAAAUGAUGAGGAGCAAGGCUGGAUCCAUUGGGGAAAGGACCACCACCAUCCUCAGGGUUCUAAAACAGGAUGUGGACAUCAAUAUCAAGAGAGAUUGUAUUCUGAAAUCGCUCAUUGUCUACAUGGAAGAGAAGGCUGAGAAUCUAAUCCGAGAAUUCUUGGUUUCACAAGAGAUGGAAGCAUCUGGUGAUCUUCAGCUUGCAGCCAUGGCCAUCACUGUCUUUAGAGAAGAUGAAGACCUUUCUUAUCUACCCAAAGACAUAGGGGUCAUCAUCGAAGGAGUUAUGGUCCUCAGUGGUUUGCCUACAGUUACAAUGGUGUUCAUCAUGUUAUUAGGGCUCAUCUACGUACUCAACCUCCAGUGCCCCAAGGAAUUUAAAUUCACUUUUGAGGUUGCUCAAAAAAUCCUGAUGGGGCUCGACACAAAACAAAUGACUGCAAGAGUCAAAAAACUACAUUCUGCACUACAGAGUGCAUCGUAGACAGUUUGACAGUCUGUAUGUAAAUAUUAAAAUUAUUAGUUAUAGUUUUGAAU
Molecule: messenger RNA, 1643 nt
Organism: Erpetoichthys calabaricus (reedfish)
Lineage: Eukaryota; Metazoa; Chordata; Cladistia; Polypteriformes; Polypteridae
Exons: 6
Coding region: 1-1590 (529 amino acids)
Source: RefSeq, a predicted model, not a curated record